Messenger RNA from Adelges cooleyi (spruce gall adelgid), 7905 nucleotides. It is a transcript of the gene Lar, whose product is annotated as tyrosine-protein phosphatase Lar. NCBI's taxonomy places the organism in Eukaryota, Metazoa, Arthropoda, Insecta, Hemiptera, Adelgidae. Gene Ontology annotation, molecular function: protein binding; protein tyrosine phosphatase activity. The transcript has 29 exons. The coding region runs from base 323 to 6493 and encodes 2056 amino acids. The record is from RefSeq and is a predicted model, not a curated record. Gene Ontology annotation, biological process: protein dephosphorylation.
CUGUAUGUUGUGUUUGUGUGUGUGUGUGUGUGUAUACGAUCCCUUAUGUCCCUUCCGCUCUUUAUCGUAAACAAAAUUAUCGGUUUUUUUCCAGCCCCUCGAACUCAACUGUCUACAGUAUCUACACAGUACACAGCCGUCGAUAAUUAUUGUCCAAUAAUACUGACAUUGCCGUUUGGACGUCCGACGUUUCUUUUCCAUUUCAGCCAACAGUUCUGGCUGAACGUGCCCGAGUCGAGUCCAAGGGACUGAGAUGUCUUAAACUAUUCAUACAUUAAGGUUCUAUUCAAUUGUUAACGAACGGUUCAUCAUACGGCGGACAAUGUAUUCUUGGCAAGUGCUGGUCACCACAGUGCUAGCCUGUUCGGCUGUCUGCGCGUUCGCUUCCGGCGCCAACUUCUCAUCGUUCAUCCAAUAUUUAACACAACCUCCGACGUUGACGGUUAAGCCCAGGUCGCAGACAGUCAAGAGCAACGGCGUGGCAUCGUUCUACUGCGGCGCUAAGGGUGACCCUCGGCCUACUAUCCAAUGGCGGAAAAACAACAAAAAAGUAUCAGAAUCACUCAACCGGUACGAUAUCGUGGACAAGGUGAUCGGCAGCAGUGAGACCGGUUCAGUUUUGAGGAUCGACCCAACCCGAACGCCACGGGAUAAUGCUGUAUACGAAUGUUUUGCUGAGAAUGGAGUGGGUGACGCAGUCAGUGCUAACGCCAAACUCGAAGUGUACGACGAAAAAGAGUUGCCACCGGGAUUUCCGGUAAUCACCGAGGGUCCGGGCACUCACAAAUCCAUCGAAGUCGCCCACAACGCAGUGCUGCAGUGUUCGGCCUCGGGUAAUCCACCACCGACCAUCUACUGGCUUAAGGAAAACAUGCGGCUCGACCUGGAGACCAACCCGAGAUACUCGAUACUGGACAAAGGCUACCCAGGAGCGUUGCAAAUCAGUGACAGUCAGGAAACGGAUAUGGGCAAGUACGAAUGCGUAGCGGAAAACACCGUUGGCACUCAACAUUCUCCGGCCAUUAUGUUGUGGGUCAGAGUUCGCAGAGUCCCCCCGCAGUUUUCCAUUCCACCGCCUACAAUGGAGACGGUCAAAGUCGGCGAAAACGUAAGCAUACCGUGCGUGGCCUUCGGAUCGCCAAUGCCGUACGUCAAGUGGCGUCGGGGCAAGACCACAGAGCUGUCGCCCGAAGACCAACUACCCGUGGGCAGGAACGUGCUGAACUUGACCAACGUCGAACAGUCCGACAAUUACACAUGUAUAGCCGCGUCGUCGUUGGGGAUGAUCGAAGCCACAACAUUCGUCAAAGUGCUGACCUUGCCUAGUCCGCCAAUAGACAUAAAAGUGUCUGACGUUACUUCCACUUCGAUCAGGCUGAGUUGGUCUCAUCCCAAUCCGGACGACAUCCAGUACUACACCAUAUCUCACAAGCCCAAGUCAGCUGCUCAAUCGCCGGGUGUCAUCAGCGGCGUGGUGACCAUGUACUACACAAUCAGACCCCUCAGUCCUUACACUCAAUACGAGUUCACCGUGUCCGCCGUCAACGGGUUCGGUCACGGACCCCCUUCGCAGCCCAUAGUGGCCACCACCGGCGAGACAGUGGAUACCUCUGAUUUUGGUGAAGGUGCAAAACCCGGAUCGGCUCCGAGAAACAUUCAAAUGCGUCUGCUGAGUUCCAGCACAAUGGUAAUACAAUGGGAAGAGCCCGAAACACCGAACGGUCAAGUGAUCCGCUACAAGGUGUACUACACGAUGAACCCCGAUCAACAAUUAUCGUCUUGGAACACAAUGGUGGUGGAUAACAAUCAGUUGACCACUCUGAGCGAAUUGACCCCUCAUUCCAUUUACACCAUACGGGUGCAGGCUUUCACCAACGUCGGCGCCGGACCCUUGUCUCCGCCCGUACAAGUGAAAACCCAACAAGGAGUGCCCAACCAACCGAAGGACUUGAGAAUCAGCGAAAUCGGCGAAACGUCAAUUGUGCUCCAAUGGGCCAAACCCAACGCAGAACAAAUUUUGAGCUACGAACUGUACUGGAACGACACUUACGCUAUGGAAAAGCAUCACCGACGGAUUCCUGUGACAGAAACCUACACAUUGACUGGUCUGUACCCGAACACACUGUACUACGUGUGGUUGGCUGCCAAGUCUCAACGGGGUGAUGGAGCACCCACUCCACCGAUCCAAGUCCGGACCAAACAAUAUGUGCCUGGAGCUCCUCCCCAGAAUGUUACCGCCGAAGCCAUCAGCCCCACGUCUAUCACUGUCCAGUGGCAACCGCCUCCAUCAGAUCGUAGCAACGGUCACAUAGUUUACUACAAGAUCAUGGCCAUUGAAGCCGGUAUGUCUGACUCUGACGCCACCCAGUAUCGCGUGGAAAACUCCACUACGUACACUUUAGACGAUCUCAAGCGUUGGACCGAGUACAGGAUUUGGGUAUUAGCCGGCACUUCAGUCGGUGAUGGUCCAUCUUCGUACCCAAUUACGGUUCGCACCCAUGAAGACGUGCCGGGACCUCCUACCGACGUCAAAGUCCAACCAGUGAACUCCACAACGAUUCACGUACAAUGGCGACCGCCGUCCGAAGAUCAACGUCAUGGAAUUAUCAGAGGCUAUCAUAUCCACAUCCAAGAAGCUAAACUAGAGGGCAACGCACUUCUUAACGAACCUUUGCGUUUCGAUGUGGCGGAAGCGCUGGAAAGCAAUGUUACCAACUUACAACCGGACACGUUAUACGCCGUACAAAUAGCGGCCAUCACCAGAAAAGGUGACGGCGACCGAAGUCAUCCGGUGAAAAUCAAGACUCCCGGCGGUGUACCCGUCAGACCUAUUGUCAAUCUCAAGAUUUUGGAACGCGAACCCAAAGUAAACAUUGAGUUGGAAUGGACUAGGCCGACAAACACUUAUGGUGAACUGUUGGGUUAUAAGUUGCGGUAUGGUAUCAGAGGUCAAGAGAUGUUUGACAUCAUGUUGACCGAAAACAAGAGGCGCAUCAACGAUUUAGAACGCGGUGUCGAAUAUGAAUUUCACAUAUCCGGACAGAACCAAGUGGGUUUUGGUCAGGAAGCCACUGAAUACUUCACCACGCCUGAAGGACCUCCUACAGGUCCUCCUACCAACGUCACUUAUCAGUUUCAAACACCUGACGUAGUGUGUGUGGUUUGGGAUCAGCCUUCGAGAGAACACCGUAAUGGUCAAAUUCUUCGAUAUGACGUUCAGUUUCACAAGAAAAUUGACCAGUCAACCAUCACCCAUAGAAACACCACGUUGAAUAAAGCUGUAUUUUCUGGAUUGGAAGAAGCAACCGAGUAUGUUGUGACCGUAAGAGCAGUGACCGCUGAAGGAGAUGGCCCAUGGAGUCCACGUAUGACGGUCAACACCACCAGAGAAAUGGUACGCGCCCCGAUGGGUGUAAAGGCAGUGGCUACGUCCGACCAGAGCAUUCAAGUCUGGUGGGAGGCCGUGCCGGCUCGUGUUAAGCUUAAUGGAUAUCGCAUUUAUUACACAAUGACUGCGGUCGAAGACCUGAACCAGUGGAACAUCAAAGACGUCCCAUUCACCGAAUCCACAGACCUGGCAAACCUUGAAAAAAUGGCACAAUACGCCAUUGCCGUAGCAGCACGUACUGAAAACGGAUUUGGAAGACUAUCUGAAAAAUUUACAGUUAUAGUGAAACCAGAUGAGGUGCCGUUGAACCUCAGAGCUUCCGACGUGAGCACUCACAGCAUGACCCUAUCGUGGACACCUCCUAUUAAGUUAAAUCCAAUUGGUUACAAGAUCUCUUUCAACGCUAUUAAAGAGUUUAGGGACUCGCAAGGGAUUACUCAGAUGCAAACUGUGCCGGUUCGUGUGAUCGAGUUGGAAAAAUAUAUACUGAGCCACACCAUCGACGAAUUGUCACCGUUCAUCAGUUAUGCCGUCAACGUAAGCGCAGUGCCAUCAGAUCACAGCUAUAGACCUCCGUCCAGAAUAACUGUCACCACGCAAAUGGCAGCUCCCCAACCUAUGGUGAAACCCGAUUUUUAUGGUGUAGUCAACGGCCAAACGAUAGAGGUCAUAUUACCUCAAGCUUCUGAAGAAUACGGACCAAUAUGCCAUUAUUACAUUAUAGUAGUACCUGAAAAUCCAGAAACGUUGCAUAUGAAUCCAGACGAGUUCUUGAUACAAAAGUUAAUUGAAACAUCUCAACAAGAGUUAUUACCUGAGGGUGAACCCUACAUUGCAGCCAAGUUCCCGCACCGCACCAUACCGUGGACUUUCAAUAUGGGAACAGGCAAAACUUACGAUGGGUUUGUUGACCGCAAAUUAGAACACAAUGUUAAAUACAGAUUAUUUGUACGCGCUUUCGUCGACACCCCACAAAAGCAUUUGUACACUUCUAGUCCAUUCUCCGACCCGUUGACAUUGGAAAUGCGGGAAGUCAGCCCAGACGACUUGCCGAAAAGACCAGAAUUCCGAGACAUGAACAUGCCUGGAAACGGAAUCCCUCCCAUAGCCAGUAACGACCAUGUCAGUGUCCGGAGUAGUGCUACUCCACCAGGCCUGUUGUGGUUGGUCGGACCCGUCAUAGCUGCCAUCCUUCUCACUGCCGCUUUGGUGUUGCUGUUUGUUGUGAAAAAACGCCGCCGCCCCAACAAAUAUGGUGAAACAUCUGGUGUCACUAAACCCCUUAUAGGGCACUCGCACGCCAACAACGACCCCGUGGAAUUACGGCGCUUACAGUUCCAGACUCCUGCCAUGGUGUCCCAUCCACCGGUUCCCAUCAACUACCUAGGCCAGCACAUCGAGCUGUUAAAGGCCAAUGACAACUACAAGUUCUCACAGGAGUACGAAUCGAUCGAACCCGGCCAACAGUUCACAUGGGACCAUUCCAACAUGGAUGUGAACAAGCCCAAGAACCGAUACGCCAACGUCAUAGCUUACGACCAUUCGCGUGUCGUGUUGCAGCCAUUAGACGGUGUGCUGGGCAGUGAUUAUAUAAACGCUAAUUACUGUGACGGCUACCGUAAGCAUAAUGCGUACAUAGCCACGCAAGGGCCUCUCCAAGAGACAUUCAGCGACUUUUGGCGCAUGUGCUGGGAAGUACGCACUUCCACCAUCGUGAUGAUGACCAAGUUGGAAGAGCGGACCCGAGUGAAGUGCGACCAGUAUUGGCCGGCCAGGGGAUCUCAGACUUACGGCCCAAUAACUGUGACGCUGCACAACGUACAAGAGCUGGCCACGUACGUCAUACGGUCAUUCCAUCUGACCAGGGCCACAGACAACGAGACCAGGGAAGUCAAGCAACUGCAGUUCGGCGCCUGGCCAGACCACGGUGUGCCUGAUCAUCCGGCGCCCCUGUUACAGUUCAUGAAACGCGUGCGUGCCGUCAACCUGAUGGACUCUGGACCCAUAGUGGUGCACUGCAGCGCUGGUGUCGGCCGGACUGGUUGCUUUAUCGUUAUUGAUGCAAUGCUGGAACGUGCCAAACACGAACACACCGUUGACAUAUAUGCCCACGUCACAUGUUUAAGAGCCCAACGAAACUACAUGGUUCAAACCGAAGAGCAAUACAUUUUCAUACACGACGCUCUCUUGGAAGCAGUAACUUGUGGCGAGACCGAAGUGGCCGUACGUAAUUUGCCCAUCCACGUCCAACAGCUUUCGCAAAUGGAUGUGACCACUACAGUUACGGGAAUGGAACUUGAGUUUAAGAAACUGGCAUUGGUUAAAAAUGAAUUCUGUCGAUUUGUAAGCGCCAGCUUACCAGUGAAUAAGCCUAAAAACCGGCUGGUCCAUCUGUUGCCUUACGAAAGCACAAGGGUCUGCCUGAGCGGGGGUUCUUCCAGAGGAUUGGAAGGGUCGGACUACAUCAAUGCCAAUUUUAUAGACGGCUACCGACAACGAGGAUCAUACAUUGCCACUCAAGGACCGCUACAAAUCACAACUGAUGAUUUUUGGCGUAUGCUCUGGGAACACAAUUCCACUAUUGUGGUGAUGUUAACUAAACUGCACGAAAUGGGAAGGGAAAAAUGCUAUCAGUAUUGGCCGUCUGAAAGAUCAGUCCGCUACGAUACCUUUGUCGUUGAACCCAUUACUGAAUAUAACAUGCCGCAAUACAUACUUAGAGAGUUCAAAGUGACGGAUACUACAGACAAUGGAUCCAGGACAGUCAGACAGUUCCAGUUCACCGAUUGGCCUGAACAAGGAGUGCCCAAGUCGGCCGAAGGGUUCAUAGACUUUAUCGGACAAGUUCAUAAGACCAAAGAACAAUUUGGCCAAGAAGGACCCAUCACUGUCCAUUGCAGCGGUGGAGUCGGUCGUACGGGUGUAUUCAUAUCUCUCAGUAUUGUGUUGGAACGCAUGCAGUGCGAAGGUGUCAUUGAUCUCUUCCAAACAAUCCGAAUUCUGCGUACACAGCGCCCGGCUAUGGUACAGACAGAGGAACAAUACCAGUUUUGUUAUCAAGCUGCUCUUGAAUACUUGGGCUCGUUCGACCAGUAUUCCGACUGAGACAGGCCUAACGUGUUCACGUCAUACACUGAGCACGCGGUUUAAAAAAAACUACUAUUACUCUGUUACAUUGCACGCACACCCAUGGGUUACCGCCAGAGCGGUGUACCCUGUAGGUUAGUUGCUGCUGGCUGCUAGAUAAUUGCUAACAAGUCGCAGUCAGUCGUCUCUCGAUUGGUCUAGUCGUCGCGUACCAGUUCAACUCCUCACGCGCAUAAUUACCAUAUAUAAAUAGAAAAUCUUAAUAGUGACUUGGUACUUAAUUUUUUUGUUUUUAUUUGAUUUUUAUGUAAGCUUUUAAAAUUGUACUAUUUUUUAAAGAGCCUAAAAUUUGAACAAAGUUUUUUUUUUUUUAAAUAACUCCACUAUUAUUUUGUUCGUAAAUUGAUUAUUUCAUACAACGUAAUAAUAUUAUCCGAACAACAAACAUAUAAUAUUAUGUUAUUGUAAUAUUAUGUAGUACUUAAUGACUGUUAGGUAUUGUGUAUAGAAAAAAAAAAAUAUUAUUUAUAAUUUGUAAACGUAGACAAUUUUUUAAAUCGUUAGUUGACAAACUAUUGUUAUGUCAUUAUAAAAAAAAAAAAAAAAUAAGAAAUCCAUCGACUGAUGUACUUAAGGAUAAAGCCUUUUUGUGUUCCAUGACUAUUAUUUGAUUUAUUAAUAAUUAUUUCAUUGGAUUCGUUUUUUUUUUAACUUUUUUAUGUUUAAAAAAAUGUCUUUAAUUUUAAGACUGUAUUCGUUAAUUUAUUUUGAUCUUAACAAGAUGGAACGGGGGAUGGGCUUUUGAUUUUCUUCGUCCGACUUUUGUUUUAUUGUAUUUCGUACCCAAUAUUUUUUUUUUUUAACUAAGAGUUACCUCUGGAGGAGAGAAUAUCAUCACACCAAUACACAUCACUUGUUAGAUUUUUGUAUUUAUUUUAUAAUCAAUUUUUUUAAUAAACGACAAUAUACAAACUUACCGUCCUCGAGGUUAAGUCUAAGCCGCGUCACUUGGUUAAUUUGCCAUUCGUUAAUUAUUUUCUAUGAAAUUUCAAAACCGCUCACGCUUAACAUGAAACAGAAAACAAUCACUUUCGCGUUCGCCAGCUUUCUCUACACUUGUAUAUGGUUAACUAAUAGGACCACAAUAUAUAAUCGAAUGGUUUAUCGAAUCGUCGUUUCCGCAUAUCAUUUAUAAAACUAUUGUUAUCCCUUGAGCAAAAUGUUUUUCUAUUGUAAAUAGUCUUUUAAUAAUAUUAGUACACAGUGUAAUUAUUAUUAUUAAAUUAAUAAGAAUGUAAAAAUAAUGUAAUACAACAACGAAGUGAUUAAAUUGUUGAGUUAGUAGUUUUUAUUAUUGUAUAAAAAAUAAUAAUAAUGAUAAAUGUAUUGAUAAAUUGUAAUUUGUGUUGUCACCAGCCAAGAAGAUCUUU